AUGGUAAUAAAAGUCAAGAAGAAAAACAGUUGUAGGAAAAGAAAGCAUGAUAUCACAGCUGAAGAAAUGGGAAUUCUAGAAAAAGAAUUAAAUAAAGCAUGGAAAACUUAUGAGAUACCUCAAUGCCACCAAAAAUUAUUUUGGAAGAAAAUUGGUUCGUUAAGUAAAAAUGAGCAGGCUUUAAAAAUUGCGAAAGAAAUAGAUAGUAUUGAAAAAGAAGAAGCAAUAAUUAUAGAACUUUUAGCUACGAUUGAAAGAAGAGAACUUUUAUUAGAAAGGCUUACUGAGGAAGAUUCAAAAUUAUAUGAGUCAACAAAUGAAGCGGAAAAAUGGGAAUGCACAAAACUGAUUAAAGAUAUUAGAAAUGUGACUCUUGAUACUAUAGAAAACAUUUUGAUAUGAAAAGAAAGCUUUGGAGAAAAUUCAGCGGAUUUUGUGUGAAAAAAUAUAAAUUAUUUAGAAAAAAUCGCAAGUGACACAAAUUAUCUAAAAUUCUCAAAUAUGUCAAAAUAUUUUGAUUUUCAAGAUAAUGACCCUUUAUUUGUGAAUUUAAUGCCAGAAAAUUCCUUUUCAUUUUCCACUACUUAUUCAUUUUCUCAAAAGAAAAAAACUCAUAGAAGAAACUCCUAUAGUGUCCCCAUAGCUUUUUCUCUUCAAUCCCGAGUCAAAGCUGCUGAUAAUUUUUUAAAGUCUCUUAUAUCUCCAAAAAAUAUUUUUAAAACUGAAAUAGAAGAAACUGUUGAAUAUUUACGAUCAGCAAAACAAAUUGAGGAUGAAGAAGACGAAAUAUAUGAAACUUUAUUCACAGAAAAAUUAAAUAUUUCAGUAACUCCAGAAAAUUAUAUUGAAAUAGAUGUGAAAGAAUUUUCUGAAGAAUAUGUGAGGAGAAUGAUAGAAAGAGAAGUGGAUAUAAAUAUUGGAAUAUUUAUUAAGGAAAGUUGCAACGAAAUAGUUAAUGCAAGCUUAUCAUUAUAUUCCAAUAAUAUUUUGAAUGAAAUAAUCACAGGCGUUCUUAGUGAAAUAACCCCUCUUGUCGCAAAAGAAGCACAGGUUGAAGUAAUUAAUUCUGAAUACGUGGAUAUAAGAAAUUUAAUUAUUACAGAAGCAAUGGAAGAAUUGCUGCUUUCUACCUGCCAAUCGAAAGCUUUAGAUUUAUUAGCAUAUUUUACUGAAGAAUUUAUGUUAGAUUCAUUUCGUAUUGAUAGCUACGUCAAGCAGUCAAUAAAAGAAGAAAUAAAUCAAAACCAAAAAAUUGUGGUUAUUGUAUAUGAUGAAGUAUUAAAUGAUUUUUUAAAUUUGGAUUGGCUAGAAGAAUUAAUAGAAGAAGAAGUCGUAAUGAUGAAGAUUGAUGAUGUAAGAAAAACAUUGCCAAUUAACAUACAAAAAGAAAUUUUUAUAAGAGACAAGAAAAUGAUAUUUGCAAAAGUUGCUGAACUUAUUUAUUUUGACAUUUUGAAUGACUAUAUUGGUGGGGUGUGGACGUAUGGUAUUGUUAGAUCAGUUUUCCAUAAAAACCCUGCGGAAACUGAACUUUCAGAUAGUGAAAUUUUUCCAACAAAUACAAAAUCAUUAUCUAUAAGAAACCCUAGAAGAUAUCAAACUUUGAUAAAUAGUCCCUAUAGUCCUUAA
Molecule: messenger RNA, 1629 nt
Organism: Blepharisma stoltei
Lineage: Eukaryota; Ciliophora; Heterotrichea; Heterotrichida; Blepharismidae
Source: the annotation of a GenBank genome assembly